AUGGCAACCGCGACUGCCCUCUUCGUAAUUGACAUCCAAAACGACCUGGCGACCGACCCGCAAACCAGAAUACCGCACGCAGAGCGCAUCAGAGAAGCAGGCGCAAAGAUUCUCUCCACAGCUCGAGCGAUCAUCAAUGCCCAGCGAGCAAGCGCUGAAGAGCUCCCGGCGAUCAUUGUCUUCGUGCAGCACGAGGAAGAGCCCGAGAACGGUCCGCUGGUUCGGGGCAGCGAGCCGUGGAAGCUGGUCUUUGAGCCGGACGACGCCGCACCGUCGGAGCGGCUCGUUGCGAAGUGGACGCGUGAUACUUUUAAGUCAAAUCCCGAACUUGCCUCGACUUUAAAGGCAGCUGGGGUCCAGGAGAUCAUUGUAUUCGGUAUUCAGAGCGAGUGCUGCGUCGAGGCCACCUGCAACGGCGCCCUUGCCGCCGGGUUCGAGGUCGUGCUGCUGUCCGGGGCACACUCUACGUAUGAUAAUGGGAGUACAGCGGCCGAGGAGAUUGAGAAGGAGGUGGAGGACCGGCUGCGCGCGAAGGGCGCAAAGGUCGUGACGUGGGAGGAGGCUGUUGCUACCUGA
This is a messenger RNA of Thermothielavioides terrestris NRRL 8126, 576 nucleotides long. RefSeq lists its product as uncharacterized. Bases 1 to 576 code for a protein of 191 amino acids. The transcript is spliced from 3 exons. Lineage: Eukaryota; Fungi; Ascomycota; Sordariomycetes; Sordariales; Chaetomiaceae. The record is from RefSeq and is a predicted model, not a curated record.